Messenger RNA from Mercenaria mercenaria, 1846 nucleotides. Its product is annotated as calexcitin-2-like. The transcript has 8 exons. Bases 707 to 1456 code for a protein of 249 amino acids. Lineage: Eukaryota; Metazoa; Mollusca; Bivalvia; Venerida; Veneridae. Gene Ontology annotation, molecular function: calcium ion binding. The record is from RefSeq and is a predicted model, not a curated record.
AACAUUGUAUAUAGCAGGAUUUAAACUUUUACAAUGCACAUGUUAUAAAAACGGAUAUAUUUUAUUUUGUCUUUCGGUUCAAUGUCAAUAUAAAAGAUAAUUAUCCAGUAAACAACGGGUUUUACCCCGUAGGGUAAGGAUAUUGGUAUUUUGUAGUUUUGUGUGAAAAGUGACCGGUCAGAUAUCUGUACAAGGUAAUAUUGACUAUCAUAAAAACAUAGGAUAAGGAAGUGAAAUUAAAGUUUUGUUUACCAGAAUAAACGCUGUUAGUUGAGAACGGUAACGAGGUAAUAUUCUGUGAUUUAUUGUACGACUGGAAUAAAAGCUGCUGUUACACGUACGAUCACAUUACCUACAAAAUUACGUACCGUUAGACAGAUAAAUACAGCGUGACGACGCCAAAGUUUCAUUCCAGGGGAUGCAGUUUUCCAAUUUGGAUAUUAGUUACUUUUGAUGCGGAUGAAGGAAUACAAAAUCAUUAACAAAUUACAAUCCAGCCAUGCAUAUCUUGCUGAGUGGAGCCAUUAAGUUAUUUGCCUAAAUUAUUAAUUUUAAAAUCGAAAUAGAAAACAAGUAAAACGCAUCCAUUGAUUUUUACUUCCGUCAGCAUCGGCACACUAUAAGGACGAGAUUCAAAUGGAUAACACCAUUUAUUAGAAAAAACAACAGUUAAUAUUUCUGUGACCACCUUUAAUCAAAACAAAUCAUGUGUUUCGAGUGGCUCUACAAUACAGAGAGGUAUAAAGUUAGGAAGAAGGAGAAACCUAUGGAAGAAAAAGGAUUUUUCGGAAGAUUUGCCGACGCCUUCCGUCGUAAAGGACACAGUAUGGGUCUGGUUCUAGGCCUUUUUCAGCCGGAGUUGUCCACAUUUCAGCGGAAGAAGUUACUGUAUGAGUUCCACACAUUUUUCGAUCUCAGCAGGGAUGGAAGUUUAGAAUGGAAAGACUUUGACAUGGCAAGACAGAAAAUAUGUGUCAUGAGUGGUUGGAAGCCCGGAUCACAGAGGUAUCUGCAAGUCCAUGAACUGUUUAAAGAAAUUUGGAGGAAGCUGCAGGAUGAUGGGGACGUGGACUAUGACGGCAAGAUCUCAGAGGACGAAUGGAUCAAAAUGUGGGAAGCCUUCAAUAAGCAGUACAUUCAGGAGAUGUCAAAGAGCAAAGAUCAAAAUAUUACAGUGGAACUCCCAGGGUGGCUUAACAAGUACAUGGAGUAUAAGUUCAACCUCUUGGAUAGAACUGGUAACGGGUUUGUUGACGUUGAAGAGUACGAGUAUGUGAUGUCAGAGUUUGGUGUUCCCCCAAAAGAUGCAAAGAACGCUUUUCUUAUGUUUUCUCAGAACAAUGAAAAGAAAGUGGACUUGGAGUAUUUCAAAGAACUCUGUACGGAAUAUUAUCGGUCCGAUGACCCCGGUGCACUCGGCAACUUCAUCAACGGAAAAUUGGAUUUUACGGACUAACAGUGCAUUUUUAUUUAACAUUUAUUAAUUUAUUUUAUAUUUUGAUUUCGUUUCUUCAUUCUUGAAAAUUUCGAUUGAUGCAUGUUACGAGUUGCUUGAGAGCUAGUGUGCUGUAUGGUGAUUUUAAAGUUUCCGGCGCUGACACGUUGAUAAACGAGAAAAGUUCAUGUUAUAGAACAUUAAACAGAAUAAUCAUUUUAUUGUUCAUGCAUGUGCGGAGGAGGAAAUAUUAAAGUUUCAUUAUCAUGCGAACAUCGUGCUGAAUUAGAAUAUUGAAUCAUUUAUUUAGUAAAUGAGCAUUAUUCAUUAUCUGCGGGGACGCACAAUAUUGAUAAUGUGUUUCAAAUCGGAAGAGUUUUCUGCAGUUCCAUAGUAAAUACGUUAAUGAUU